CUAACCUAUCAAAAAUAUAUGUUAUUCAACAUUGUGCUUAUCUCAAAAUAGAAGUCAAAAUCUAUCUAUGUUUUACAGGGAAGUGAUGCAAGUGACGGAUAUCAACUAAUUUUUUUCCUAUAUACAAUUCUAGUCCGCGAUUGCUGAAAUUCAAUCAAUUGAAGGAAAUGGCGAGUCCGAAAGCAACUAAAUCGGUAGCUACAAAAAUAGGUUUGAAACCAUUGAACACACAUACUCUCUUAUACUAUUAUGUACCCUUCCAAGGGGUUUUAAGUUACACAGCUUUAUCAAUAAAUGUUAUGAAUCCAUCGUUGGUCCUGAGGGUGUUCCCUAGGAAAGAUAUAACCAAUAUUUUGUUGCUGAAUACCUUAUUAGGAUCAGGAUUAUUUCUCUAUAAUAGGUCGCAUCUAAGGGCUCUCAACCAGAAAGAUAGGAUCGUCUACAGCGCUUUUGGAGCUGUCACUUUCUCACUUGGUUCAGUUUUGAUUUGGGCAAUAUUAAGAAGUGUUAUUCCAAAGAAUGUAGCACUAUGUACUUUCUGCGGUUUGGGAACAUCUCUAGCACUAAUAAAAAUUGGAAGUGGAUAUGCCAAACAUCUUGAUUCACUAAUAAAAGAAACAUAGUUUUGGACUGCAUUGAGGAAUGUUGUGCUUUAAUCAUGUAAAUUAGUACUGUUUUACCAAUAAAUGAUAUUUUUAUUCA
This is a messenger RNA of Harmonia axyridis, 702 nucleotides long. RefSeq lists its product as uncharacterized. The coding region runs from base 168 to 623 and encodes 151 amino acids. The record is from RefSeq and is a predicted model, not a curated record. The transcript has 3 exons. NCBI's taxonomy places the organism in Eukaryota, Metazoa, Arthropoda, Insecta, Coleoptera, Coccinellidae.